AUGGCUCGUGUCAAGAAAAGAAUCGAGGGGAUCAAGAAGGGCCAAGGCUCUUCGAAUCCCGAUCGAGCGGUUAAAAAUGCUUCAAUGCGAUCUCGAGGCACCAUCAACCGACUGAACAUGUACAAAUCUGGUGGACGAGCAAUUCGAAAUCGGGACGGCAAAAUUGUAAAACCCGCAGAGUUCCAGAGCCAGCUAAAAUCCGGUGCAGUCGCUCGAGUUGAGCCGAACAGAAAAUGGUUCGGCAACACUCGCGUCAUCGGACAAGAAGCGCUCCAAAAGUUCCAAAAAGAGCUUGGAAACGCGGUCAAAGAUCCCUUCAAGGUUGUGCUGCGCACUUCAAAGCUUCCACUGUCUUUGUUGGAUGCAAAACCUAUGGCGGGAAAGGAGAAAGUCCAUAUUUUGGACACAGAGCCUUACAGUGAGGUUUUCUCAAAGAACAGGCGGAGAAAACGACCCAACUUGAGUUUUGAAAGCUUGGAACAAGUUGUCGAGAAAGUCACAGAAAAGGAAGAAAACUACGAUAUGGAAGGAGAUCAAGAUCUUGUUCGAGAAAGUGACGGAACAUUCGACCAUCAGAGAAAUCCAUUGUUGAACGCUGGUCAGUCCAAGCGUAUUUGGGGCGAGUUGUAUCGAGUCCUCGACUCUUCAGAUGUCAUCAUUCAAGUGCUUGAUGCUCGAGAUCCACAAGGCACCAGAUGUCACCACAUCGAAAGAUAUCUCGAAAAGGAAAAGCCACAUAAGCAUCUCGUCUUUUUACUCAACAAAGUCGACCUGCAGCCUAUCGCUGUCACGAGAAAAUGGGUUCAGCUUUUGACCAAAGAAAGACCAACUUUAGCCUUCCACUCGUCUAUUACAAAUCCCUUCGGCAAGGGUGCGUUGAUUUCGCUUCUCAGACAGUUUGCUCUUCUUCACAAGGACAAAAAAUCUAUCUCCGUUGGUUUCAUCGGCUAUCCAAACGUUGGAAAGUCAUCUGUUAUCAACACCAUGAAGAAAAAGAAGGUCUGUAACGUUGCACCUAUUCCUGGUGAGACCAAAGUCUGGCAGUUCGUUGCACUCACAAAGCGAGUAUUCCUCAUUGAUUGCCCUGGUGUUGUCUACUCCGGUCAGCAGCAUGACGAAACCGAACUAGUUCUCCGGGGCGUCUGCCGAGUUGAAAAUAUAGAGGACCCUCCUUCUCAUGUUCCCGAGGUUCUCCGAAGAGCUGAACAUGUUCACUUGGCCAAGUUGUAUCAAAUCACUGGCUGGGAAAAGGACGAGACUGGAAUUGAAUUCCUCGAAAUGAUCGCUAGAAAGCGCGGUAAACUGCUCAAGGGAGGCGAACCGGAUGUUCAUUCUGUCGCGAAAUCCGUCCUCAGAGACUGGCAAUACGGAAAGAUUCCGUACUUGACUCAACCAGAUCCUAACUAUGUCACAAAGGAGAAAAUCAAAGAAAAAGAGCGGCCAGAAAGCGAGGCAGAUAAGAAACAACGAGAGGAAAUUUCCAACAAGCGAAAGGAGAUCGAGGCAAAAUUGAAUGUGGAACAGGAACUUGAUGAAAUCAAGGAGAAGAACAUGGACGACCCAGAAGAGUACGGUGCCGAUGAGGGCGAAUCUGAAGCAGAAGAAGAAGAGGAAGACGCUCAUGAAGACAAGGAAGAGAUCCCUCAAUCAUCUAGCGGGCCAGUUUCGGAAAAAGAUCUAAUUAUGGCCAAACUUGCCAAGCUGAGAAAAGCAAAUAAGAUGGGUAUUCUACAAAGGCAAGACGCUGUUAAUCGAAAUGCCGCUCGUAAAAGAAAGAUGGAGGAAUCUGUUGAUUUGGGCAAAAUCGCUCGCGAGGCUGACAAAGAGGAGAGAAAAGCCGCCGCGCAAAAGAAAAAACUCGAUGAAAAAUUCAAGGACGACGAAGAGGAAGAGACACUGCCUGGCGUGGGACUCCCUAGGCCAAAGGUUCAAAAGGAAGGCACCGCGAAGGAGCGAAGAGCUAAAGAGAGAAAGGAAAAGGAUACCAAGGGAGAGAAUUAUUAUACGAAAGCGAAUGUGAAGAACAAAAACAAGGAUAAGAAGGUCCAGGAAGAAAUGAAGGCCAAGUUCAAGAAGGGAAACAAAAAGGGCCAAAUGAGGAAGUGA
Molecule: messenger RNA, 2106 nt
Organism: Oikopleura dioica
Lineage: Eukaryota; Metazoa; Chordata; Appendicularia; Copelata; Oikopleuridae
Source: the annotation of a GenBank genome assembly